Molecule: messenger RNA, 213 nt
Organism: Caenorhabditis elegans
Lineage: Eukaryota; Metazoa; Nematoda; Chromadorea; Rhabditida; Rhabditidae
Gene: F26F2.11
Product: Venom peptide
Exons: 3
Coding region: 24-137 (37 amino acids)
Source: RefSeq, marked reviewed
UUCCGAAACAAUCGCCGGACAAAAUGAGAUUUCUCCUUCUCCUCAUGCUGCUCAUUUCGACAGUGCUCGUUUCUCUCGUUUCCACUUCAAAUAUUCAGAAAAUCCAAAAAUACGACUUCGCACUUGGCCGAGACUAAUGAAACAACGUCAACAGUACAUGAAGAAUCUGGAAAGAAUGCUCGAAAGUUUUAAAUAUGAAUAAAGAUUCGAUUU